GCUCCCCCUGGCCAUUCACAGGCGAUGAGCGGCGCAGAGCAGAGUGGCGCCUCCGCCCCCGCUACCGCCCCCGCCGCCGCCGCCACCUCGCCCACCGGCAGCUGCAGCAGCGGCGGCAGUAGCAGCCGCAUACCCGUGGCGCGCGCCAUGCGCCGCAGCCACUCGAUGCGCCUGCGCGGCGAGCAGCAGCGCGCCUGCUUCCCCAUAGCGGAGACCGAGGCGCCCGUCAGGAACCGCAGCAUGUCGGUGAGCGCGACGAGCACGCCGCGCCUGUCGCGCCGCAACCCGCUGGGCGAACGACGCGCCAACGCCAGCGCCGCCGCCGACGAGUCGGAGGACGACGCGGACUCGGUGCGCAGCUUCGGCAGCGCCUGCUCCUCCAUGUCGUGCGACCACGCCUACUUCGCGCGCAACGGCACCACGUUUUCCGGCCGGCGCAUGCGCUACGUCGUCCACUGCUCGCCGCACACCGACGACACCGAGGAGUACCUCACGCCCACGCAGCGGGCUUCUCGGCAAAUACGCCGUCUCAAGGCGCUGCUGAACGAGACGAGGAAGGACCUGGAGAGCAAGGACCGCGACAUCCUGCGCCUGACCAAGGAGGUGGUGGAGCUGCGGCUGUUCAAGGCGUCGCUGCAGGCGGCCGAGGACGUGGCGAGCGGCGCGCCGCCCCCGUGCGGCGCCGACAGCAGCGACGACGAGCCCGACGUCGCCAACACGGCGUCCGCGUCGGCGUCGCCCGCGCUGCCCACCGGCGCCGCCUGCGGGGACGCCAAAGGGGGUGCGGGGGCGGCCGAGGCGGAGGCCGAGGAGGAGGCGGACAAGGCGGAGCUGCCCGGCUCGCUGGCCGACUCGGGCCACUUCGAGGACGUGGGCUCGUCGUCCGGCUUCUCGCUGGGCCGCUCGCCCGCCAAGCUGGACGACCGCGAGGGCGAGCGCACGCGCAUCGUCAACAUGUACGAGCGCCGCCUGGCCGAGCUGCGCCGCGCGCACGUCGACGACGUGCAGGACAUCAAGCAGCGCCACAACGACAAGGUCGAGGACCUGCUGCAGCGCCUCUCCGACACCAACUCCAGGUAUUGUGAACUACGAACUGAAUAUGAUAAAGCGCAGGAUAAGAUCAGAGAACUGGAGAGGGAAACAGAGAGCCUGCGCAAAAGCAUGGAGGAGCAUGAAGAGAGGAAUAAAAAUAUGUAUUUGAAAAUGUACAUGAAGGGACAAGAGGCUGCCAAGUUUGAGCAUGCAGAUCAGGUACUGGAGUUUGCACAUAAGGCACCAAAUAGGGUGUCAGUUCCAGAAUUAUUAAAACAGUUGCAGACAACAGAAAAUGAGCUGGAACAUAUCAAGGAAGUGGAUCAGCAACAAACAAGCAAUUCAAAGAUACCUUUGCUAAGUGCAAAGGAGGCUGUUACACUGUGGCUACUUGGCACUCGUAAGGCUUUGUAUCGACGCCUUGUGGAGGCGCAUGCAAGUAAAGGUGAAAUGGAUCCAGCAAUGACUCUUCAGUUUUUGAAGUCUGCUGUCUACUACUUCCUCACAGACAGGGAAAAUCAUCAAGGUCAUCUUAAUGCGAUUAAAAGCAUUUUAGGUUAUACUGAGUCAGAAAAAAGUAAUAUUGAGAGAGCUUAUAAAGCUUAUUUGAGGAAAUAAGACUUAUUUAAACAAGUUGUGUACUGUAGUAAUUAUUUUGGAAUGAAUCUGUAUAUUUUGCUUUGGUUGUUCUCCAGAAAGAAGUGUAUAUAUAGGAGAAACUUUUUAGAUCUAUAUGUAUCCUGUGUAAAAUGCAUCAAAUGAUAUGAAUAAUAUAUUACAAUAAAAUGUUUUAGUAUAAUUCAUUGUAUUAACAGUAUGUGGACUAUGAAUAAGGACUUUAAAGACUAUUCCCCACUGUAGAGGCAUGCAAACAUUUUUCUUUCUUUUUUUAGAGUGAAUGUAAAACAUUCAACACAUUUAGUCAUAAAAAAAUGAAUAUGCACUAGAGUAUUGAUAAGAACAGUAAUGAAACAUGUGGUCACAAAGAAUAUCAAAAUGUAUUUACAUUAUGGACAUACAAUUUACAGUUAGCUGAAUAUGACAAAUUUACAUCUCUUUACAAAAGGUCAGUCAUACAGAUAAUACAGGAACUUUCACAAGACAUCUAAUGAACAGUAUAACAUGCUGCCCGCAGCAUUAGAGUAAUAUUUGCAUACCCUAAAACGGUUUCUCGCAGACUGUCAAUUUCAGUCAAUAUUUUGGCAUAUUGUUUCAGAAACAGGUGCAUUCAAUGAACAAUGUAAAUCACUUCACUUUACUAGACUAGCACUGUUAUGGAAUGAAUACACGGUAGUCCAUUUACUAAAACACAUUGCAGUUUUACUUUAAACAAUGGUAAUGCAUGUCAACAUAAAAUGUUCUUUGACAAACAUACUUUAAUUUAGUUUUCAGUAUUGUCUACCAGGACUUAGUGGCAAGUAUGCCUGCUCUACAACUUGUGUGUUCACUUCAUACACAGCAGGAGCCAUAUGGUCAAAACAUAUGCAACAACAAUCUCUCAUGCUUCACUCAGAUGGAAAAUUAAAUAUGAAACAAAGUUUGCUUAAUCCACUACAAAUAAACUGCCUUGUUUCAACCCUUCUACAUGAACAAGAACAUAACAAAAGUUCAAACUAAGUGCAGGCCAGCAAACAUACAAUUUUUACCUGACUGUAAAUAAGUAACAAAGAAAGGGUUUGACUUUUACACUGAGAAUAUUUUGAGUUGUAUUAUACUGACAUAAAUAUUUAAACCAAAUGCACAUUUUGACAAAAUCACAAAAAUAAAACAUAAUUACAGAAUAGUUUUGUUUACAUGAAGUAUUUAGAAUGUUGAUACUGCAUUGGCAUGAUCCUCCUAUAACUGUAGAUCAUACUAUUUUGUCCAGAGUCAAGUGUGUUCAAUAACUUGAGCAAAGAAUUUGAUCCACAGAUUAUUUCAAUUUGAAGACCAACUGUCAUGUAUUGCUACAUGCUUAGAAAGUAAUCUAGUGGCUUUAAAGUGGCAACCACUUGUUAAAUUUUUGAAAUCUUAUAAGAAACUGACAUAGUUACUUUGCAUACACAAUAUGCAAUGUCCCUGACUUGCAGGUUGCCACAAAAUAAUGGGGAUGG
Molecule: messenger RNA, 3125 nt
Organism: Schistocerca cancellata (South American locust)
Lineage: Eukaryota; Metazoa; Arthropoda; Insecta; Orthoptera; Acrididae
Gene: qtc
Product: protein quick-to-court
Exons: 8
Coding region: 25-1650 (541 amino acids)
Source: RefSeq, a predicted model, not a curated record